AUUUCCCGGCAUGCAGCGCGGCAGGAUUCCCCCUCACAGCCGUCACAUCCAGGCGGACAGCAGUGAUGGCGGCCGGUUAGACUCACACGUAAACACCGCCUUCAAGUCGCCGCUCUCCGCUAAGCGCUCAGGGGCAGCCGGCCUCUCUCACGGCGGCGGUGCCAGCGCGGCAAGUACCCGGCGGAGACGCGCGAAGCCUUCGGCGCACUUUUUUUGGGAAACCGGUUAAAUAAUCAUUAAAUACAAACGGCGCCUCACGUUCGAACAAAAACCGAAUCAUGGACGAACACCCAGGCGGAGGAGGAGCGGCCUCCCCGCGGCCGCCGCCGCUGCAGCAGCACGGGAGCAACCCCGGACCUCCCAUCGGAACGGUCAUGGUGCCUCAGCAGACAGACGAGCUAGCCCGGCCGCAGCAGCAGUACACCAUCCCCGGGAUUCUACACUACAUCCAGCACGAGUGGGCCCGGUUCGAAAUGGAGAGAGCUCACUGGGAGGUGGAGCGGGCCGAACUCCAGGCCCGGAUAGCGUUCCUGCAGGGAGAGAGGAAGGGCCAGGAGAACCUGAAGAACGAUCUGGUUCGAAGAAUCAAGAUGUUAGAAUACGCUUUAAAACAGGAACGAGCGAAAUAUCACAAGUUAAAAUAUGGAACGGAGCUGAACCAAGGAGAGAUGAAGAUGCCAAGCUUUGAAUCAGACACCAAAGACUCGGAGGUGUCGGCGGUUCCCGCCAACAGUCAGCUGACGUGGAAACAAGGACGGCAGCUUCUCAGACAGUACCUCCAGGAAGUCGGAUACACGGACACCAUCCUGGACGUCCGCACGCAGAGAGUCCGCUCUCUGCUGGGCCUGUCGGGGUCUGAGCAGAACGGCGCCGUGGAGAACAAGAACCUGCAGCACCUCAUCAACGGGACGGAGCGCUGCAAAGACGGGAAGAGGAUUCCCAGCGACGACCUGGAGACGUUCAACUUCCUGGAGAACGCGGAGGACAGCGACGAGGACGAGGAGGGAGACCUGAUGGACGACAUCGGCGCCGACAAACACCGCAGAGCCAAAAAGCACAAAACCAAGGUGGGGAACGAGGGUUUGGCCAACGAGGACGAAGCCGACACGGAGGAGGUCAUGAAGGAGUUCGACUUCCUGGUGACGGCGGAGGACGGCGAGGGGGCGGGGGAGGCCCGGAGCUCCGGAGACGGGACGGAGUGGGCAGAGCCGCUGCCAUUUCCCAGCAGUGGCGGCAAAUCCUUCCUGCUGGGGGGUUCAGAGGACGCCCUGGAAAACAUGCUGGGCCUGGGCGACCUCGCCGACAUCUGCGUCACCAACGACGAAGUGGACUUUGGCUACGAUAUCUCUUCCAGUAAGGAGUCUUCCUUCAGGAAGACGUGGAACCCCAAGUACACGUUGCGGAGCCACUUCGACGGCGUCCGAGCCUUGGCGUUCCACCCCGUGGAACCUUGUCUAGUCAGCGUGUCGGAAGACCACACCCUCAAGCUGUGGAACCUCACCAAGACCGUCCCCGCCAAAAAAAGUGCCUCGUUUGAUGUGGAGCCCAUCUACACUUUCAGGGGUCACGAAGGCCCGGUGUUGUCAUUGGCGAUGACCUCCAGCGGUGAACAGUGUUUCAGCGGCGGCAUCGACUCCACCAUCCAGUGGUGGAACAUCCCGAGCUCCAACGUCGACCCGUAUGAUACCUACGACUCCAGCGUCCUGGCAGGCACGUGGGCGGGGCAUACCGAUGCCGUGUGGGGAUUGGCUUACAGCGGCAUCAAGAACCGCCUCCUCUCCUGCUCGGCCGACGGGACGGUGAAGCUAUGGAACCCGGCGGCCAAAGAGCCCUGCACCAGCACUUUCAACACAGACCAGGAACACGGCAUCCCCACGUCAGUGGACUUCAAUGGCUGUGACCCCGCCCACAUGGUGGCGUCCUUUAACGGAGGAGACGUGGCCAUCUACGACCUGGAGACCUCGCAGACGGCUGUGGUGCUGAAGGGGCAGGGAGACGGCACCGCCGCGUCUCUGAACCACAUCAACAAAGUGGUGAGUCAUCCCACGCUGCCCAUCACCAUCACGGCGCACGAGGACCGCCACAUCAAGUUCUUUGAUAACAAGACAGGUAAACUCAUCCACGCCAUGGUGGCUCACCUGGACGCCGUGACCAGUCUGGCUGUAGAUCCCAACGGCAUCUAUCUGAUCUCAGGCAGUCACGACUGCUCGCUGCGUCUGUGGAACCUGGACAGCAAAACCUGCGUCCAGGAGAUCACCGCCCACCGGAAGAAGAGCGAGGAGGCCAUCUACGACGUCACCUUCCACCCCUCCAAGGCCUACAUCGCCUCCGCUGGCGCCGACGCCCUCGCCAGGGUCUACGUGUAAAGGGGGAGGAGUCGAGGAAGACGGAAACUGGCGAUCUCCGCCCAGAUUCAGGUUCCUGAGCGCAGAAGAAACGGUAAAACUGAAGAACAGGAGGUAUAGAACACCUAUCCAAAGGGGCGGAGCCACGAGUCCCACCUGCAUCUGACUGACAGCUGCUGAAACACCUGCAGGGGGCGCCGUUCCCACAGACUCCUCCCCUCUCCAGCUUGAAGGAAAAAUCCCUCCAGCUCCAGUUUGGCAGAAGUCUUUCGUUUGCUCUCAGCGUGGCUGUGCAUCAGAGGCUGGAACGUUCGAAUCCCGUUUGACAGAUUUUUAAGCUGAAAUUCUUCCUGAAGUUUGAUGUUUUUCAGUAAGUAUUAACCCAAACGUUGAGGUUCUGAGCAGCAGAACGCCGGUUCUGGGGGGGAUUUUUCCCGGUCUGGACCCGCCGGAUCAUCUCCUGUUCGAAGUCGCCGCGGUUUCUCUCAGCUUCAGGUUUUUCCUACAUCUGUACGAAAGCUUUAGGAAAACAAACACCACAAACUAAUUUUUUAACGUUUGUACAGUUUUUAAGCCGUUUGAAUGCAGAGACGACAAAAGGAACAGAAGCUGCGGAUGGGGGAGGAGGCGUGUCAGCCCGGGACGGGCCAAUCAGAGCCCUUCGUUUAACGCCUAGUGAUAUAUAAAGAGCGAGAGAGUCACAUGAUCAGCGUUACUGUAGUUACAUAAUUUUAUUUGUGUGAGAUAAAUCUAGUUUUUAUAGUCCUUUUAUACAAACAUAACCAGGAGCGAGGAGGAUUUUUGUUUUUCUUUUUCUCCAAACAUCCUGGCGCUCACAAACCCCGCCCACCUGCCAUUGCACAGCGACUCUGAAUGCUCGCCGCCAUCCAGAUUGGAGACGUGGUGUCAACGAGGACAUGGUUUUUAUUGAAGGUUCUGAAGGAGAACACGAGGCACCAGUCGCGGAAAUAUCACAAAUAUUUUUAUCAAAACAAAACGUCGACGUUUAAAGAUUUUCAAAAGCCGUCAUGAACUGUAAUGAUUCACUAACCGUCACCUGGACUCCAGGUGAGGAGAAUUUUCCCGCCUUCUUCAUUUCUUCCUGCGGCUCCAGCUCAUGAAAUCAUGGAGGCUUUUAUUCUGCCGCUCAGGAAGUGGCACGUUUGCGCUCCAGCAGAAGCUGCCGCCUGAUUGGCUGAGAGCCGCUCUCUACAGUGUUGUUUGUUCUGACCCAGUUUGAUGUUUUUGUUUACUUUUUUUUUUUUAACUUCGGUGGAUAAAACCCAUUUCAGCAACGCUAAGAUCAACUCGGUACCUCCGUCCUGUUUGUGUUUGCAUGAGUGAUACCAGACAGUUUUUUUUCUAGUCUUCCCAAAAAAAAAAGUGAAACAUUAAAGUUCUGCUCAUUUGCAGGUUUGGACUUUUGUUUAUAAAGUAUGAACAAACUUUAAAGACUCACCAUGCAGUUCAGCUGUUCAAAUGUAUAUAAAAUGUCUAUGAUAAUUAUUAAAUGGUGUACAUGAACACUUUA
Oryzias melastigma (Indian medaka) is the source of this 3876-nucleotide messenger RNA. It is a transcript of the gene strn3, whose product is annotated as striatin, calmodulin binding protein 3. Gene Ontology annotation, molecular function: calmodulin binding; protein phosphatase 2A binding; protein-containing complex binding. Gene Ontology annotation, cellular component: dendrite. The transcript is spliced from 16 exons. NCBI's taxonomy places the organism in Eukaryota, Metazoa, Chordata, Actinopteri, Beloniformes, Adrianichthyidae. The coding region runs from base 279 to 2366 and encodes 695 amino acids. The record is from RefSeq and is a predicted model, not a curated record.